Rhodamnia argentea is the source of this 1215-nucleotide messenger RNA. Its product is annotated as protein EXORDIUM-like 2. The record is from RefSeq and is a predicted model, not a curated record. NCBI's taxonomy places the organism in Eukaryota, Viridiplantae, Streptophyta, Magnoliopsida, Myrtales, Myrtaceae. The transcript has 2 exons. Bases 183 to 1124 code for a protein of 313 amino acids.
GUGAAUCCACCAAUGUAGGCGGUCGUGCGGUGCGAAAUCAGUGGCUGCACUGUCUCUCGGCCUAAAGCUAAAUCCAGUCCCCCAAAAACCAUUUAUGCUUGUGUAUAAAUACCUCCGAAGCCCAAACGUAGGAGGAGUGAGAGGAGACGUACAAGGGCGCCUAAUCGCAGGAAUCUUCAACCAUGGCGUCUUCUCUGCCGAAACAGCCUCUGCUAUUGUUUAUCUCCUCCUUGUUCCUGCUGCUCCUUUUCUCUCCUCUUGCGCUCGGGUCCCCUAGAGGAGGCGGCGGUGGCCGACCUGCUCGGCUUACAUACCAUGGAGGACCUCUCCUCACCGGGAAUAUCAAAUUAGGGCUGGUGUGGUACGGACCUACCGGUCGCAUCCAGAAGAGCGUGAUCCGGAGCUUCAUCAAGUCCCUCAACUACAGGGGCCCCCGCGGGGCCUACAUUGAGCCUCAGGUGUCCGCCUGGUGGCGCGUCGUUGAGAGCUACCAGCCAAGGAGGAGGGGCAUGGUGCCUCCCAUUGGGGUAAGGGUGGUGCGCCAGGUCACCGACAAGUUCUACUCCGUCGGCAAGGUGUUGACCGUGGACUUCAUCCCCGGUCUCGUCCAAAAGGCAACGGGCGGGGACAAGAGCAUCAUCCCCGUCAUUUUUGCCGCCAGAGGCGUCACCGUUCAAGGCCUUUGCAUGGGCAAGUGCUCCCUACACGGACUCAGCGGGGGGCAGCCAUACAUUGUGGUAGGUGACCCUGAAACUGAGUGCCCGGGGACGUGCGCAUGGCCAUUCUACCCAUCCGACUACGGGCCGAAAGGUGUGACAUUGCGGCCGCCGAGCGGGAAUGUGGGCGCCGACGCCAUGGUCAUAUCCUUUGCCUCGGCAUUAGCAGGAAUCGUCACCGAUCCUUAUAACAACGGUUUCUACGGAGGUUCCAUAUUUGACCCGACCGAAGCCGGGACGGCAUGCCCUAACGUAUUCGGAAGCGGAGCCUUCCCCGGUUACACCGGCAAGGUCCGGGUCGACCCCGCUACCGGCGGUGCUUUCAAUGUUCGUGGGGCCCGUGGCAAGAAGUUCUUGCUUCCCGCGGUUUAUAAUCCCUUAACUUCCUCAUGCUGGACACCCUUGUAAAUUCAUCACAGGGAGACGAGAGGGCUAUCCAAAGUUAUCAUCUUGUUGCAAUCUAUCAACAAAAUUAAAUGAUGUCCAAGUUUUGACCCAA